Molecule: messenger RNA, 3077 nt
Organism: Symbiodinium necroappetens
Lineage: Eukaryota; Dinophyceae; Suessiales; Symbiodiniaceae
Source: the annotation of a GenBank genome assembly
GACUUUCCGAGCUGGUGGCCUUGGCCGAGCAGCUUCUCAGGCAACCAGAGCCACAACAGCUGGCACUUCUGGUGCAGCAGCUGCAGGCCUUUGCUGCGGCAGAACUGAGACGUGGUGCCGCCCUGUCCGGCCCGACAGCCCGAGCCUUCGCUGAAGUAGCCACAGGUGCAGGCGAUGCGCUGCGCGGGGGUGCUGAGAAGCAGCUGCGCUGGGCAGCCGGAGCUGCCGCAUCCUUGCUGUUGACUUAUAGCAUUAGCCUGCAGCCUGCUAUGGCGGCGGAUGUCGUGAACUACUCGGACUUCAUGGAUUCCGUCAACCGCGGUGAGGUCGAGAUGGUCCGCGUUCAGGAUGAUCAGCUGUCUGCACAGUACACCACCAAGGAUGGCGCUCGCCAUGAGGUGAACUUGAUUCCCAAUGCUCAGGUCGAAGACCAAUUGUUUAAUACGCUCGCGCAAAAGAAGGUGGAUGUCGUCAUGCAAACCCCUGGGACCAACAGUGGUGGACCGUUGGACUUCCUCGCUCGCUUUGCCGGCCCCAUUGCAUGGCUCAUCGCCGGUCUGCUCGUCCUGUUCGGAGGUGCGGGGAUGGGAGGGCCUGCCGGACCCGGGGGGCCAGGCGGCAACCCUUUCGAGCUGGGAAAGUCGAAGGCUCGCAUCAUCAAGGAUGGGGACACGAAGGUCAAAUUCGCAGAUGUGGCUGGAUGCGACGGUGCCAAGUUGGAGUUGGUGGAGGUCGUCGACUUCCUGAAGCACACCUCGCGCUACUCGGAUCUCGGCGCCAAGAUCCCCAAGGGCGCCCUCCUCGUUGGCCCACCGGGUACAGGCAAGACGCUACUGGCCAAGGCCGUCGCCGGUGAAGCUGGUGUGCCCUUCUUCAGCAUCUCUGCCUCGGAGUUCGUGGAGAUCUUCGCAGGCAUUGGCGCCUCGCGGGUGCGCGACCUCUUCGAGCAGGCCAAGAAGUCCGCCCCGUGCAUCAUCUUCAUCGAUGAGAUCGAUGCGGUCGGCCGUCAGCGCAGCGCAGGCUUUGGACAGGGCAACGACGAACGGGAGCAGACGGUGAAUCAGCUUUUGACCGAGAUGGAUGGCUUCGAGGCGAACAAGGGUGUCGUGGUGAUCGCGGCCACGAACAGGGCAGACAUCCUUGAUCAAGCCUUGGUGCGUCCCGGGCGCUUCGAUCGCCAGAUCCAGGUGGACCCACCUGACGUGCAGGGCCGCUCCGAAAUCUUGAAGGUCCAUGCCAAGGGUAAGAAUCUGGCGCCCGGCGUCGACCUUACUGCCAUUGCCAGACAGACGCCCGGCAUGUCCGGCGCGGACCUUGCCAACUUGUUGAACGAGGGCGCCAUCACGGCGGCACGCCAGAACAAGAUCAGCAUCGUUCCUCGUGGACCAGCUGGUGGUGUCACCAUCUUCAUGCCUUCCGAAGACAGGCUCAACUCUGGACUGUACUCGAAGGAGUUCUUGGAGAACCGCAUGUGCGUCGCGCUUGGUGGCCGUUUGGCUGAGGAGAUCAUCAACGGAAAGGACAAUGUGACCACUGGUGCCUCCAAUGAUUUCCAGCAGUGCACGCAGGUAGCAAAGCAGAUGGUCAUGUCUCUGGGCAUGUCUCCGGAGAUUGGCCAGCGACUUCUCGGAGGACAGCAGGGAGGAGGACCUUUCAUGGGCCGUGACUUCAUGGGCCAGGGCGCCCCUCCCAUGUCGCAGGCUCUGAAGCAGAAGGUGGAUGGCGAGGUGAAGCGCAUCGUUGAUGAGCAGUACCAGCGUGGAAUGAAGCUGCUGCGGGAUAACAUGUACCUCCUGGAUGAGCUUGCCAAGCUUUUGAUGGAGGAGGAAAAGGUUUCUGGGGAGCAGCUCAUGAAGCUGAUCAAUAAGGCAGCAGCAGAGGGCAAGCUCAUCAUGGGCAAUUCUCAAAUGGCUGUGGCAGCCUACACGGGCGAGGUAAUCGAGACGACGGCUGAGGUUUCAAUGCCUCGUAAAACACAGUGCGUCCACCCGGACAAGCCGAUGAUGCUUCUCGGUGGGCAGUCUUUUCGCGCUUGUCACUGCCUGUCCGGUCUACGGUUCGCGUGCGCCGACUGCCCUCGUCGUGGCUUCUGUGGCUCCACGCGUGCGGCGCCGCGGGAUGGCAAGGCUGCCCGCAGCGCUGUUGCCCGGCUCGGGCUGGCAACAGAGGCGGAGAGCCGAGAGGGCCGAGAAUCGACCAGCGAGGAAGUGAUGCGCCGAGUGAAAGACAUGGCCUCGGAGGCCUCCACAGCUUCGCUGCCUGACCAUGUGGUGAAGCACGCCGCGGUGCAGGUCCUCGCCGCCCUAGCCGCCACCGCAGCACCGCUCGCAGCCAAGGCAGACGACGUCCCCGCACUGCAGUCUGUGGGAGCUCCGCAAAUGCAAAUGCAGCAGCCUGGUGGGGGUGUUUUCGCCGGAGGCACAGGGCGGGUGACCUACUCCCGUCUCCUCGAGUUCGUGGAUGAGGUCUCUGUGAAGCGUGUGGACUUCUACGACCUUGGGCGCACGGCGGUUGCCACCCUUUCUGUGGGUGGCCGCGAGCAGCAGUUUGUGUGCGAUCUUCCUGGAGCCACCACAGGCCUUAUCGAGAAGCUCACGGCAAAGGGCAUUUCCAUCGAGGUCCACCAGCCCGAGAAGCCCAACCCUUUGUUCAACGUGCUCGGUGACGUUGCCUUCCCACUUCUGCUGAUCGCCGGCCUGCUCUUCCUGCGCUCCCGCACUCCUGGUGGCGGUGGCAUCCCAGGCUUUGGCAACCAGGGCCAGGCGAAGAUCAUGAUCACUCCAGAGACGGGCGUGAAAUUUGAAGACGUGGCCGGGAUUGACGAGGCUAAGGAAGAGCUGAUGGAGAUUGUGGAUUUCCUUAAAGCGCCAGAGAGGUUCGUGAAGGUUGGCGCCAAGAUUCCCCGUGGCGUGCUGCUGACAGGACCUCCUGGCACUGGCAAGACGCUGAUGGCCAAGGCUCUCGCUGGCGAGUCUGGCGUGCCAUUUAUCCAGUCAUCCGCCUCUGAGUUCAUCGAGCUCUUCGUCGGUGUGGGUGCUUCUCGCGUGCGGGACAUCUUCAAGCAGGCGAAAGAGAAA